UUUUGUUCUCAAGAACCCAGAAAAUGGCUAUUCAGAUGCAAAUAUUUAUGAUUCUUGGCAUGAUCCUAUGCCUCACAUCAGUAGCUCAUGCCGCUCAAGGAAAUGCAGUCUUCUAUAAUCCCCCUUACACCCCGUCAGCGUGCUAUCAGAACCAGGACCAUGGAAGCAUGGUCACUGGAGUCAGCGAUGCCCUAUGGGAAGAUGGAGCAGCGUGUGGAAGAAAUUACACCGUGCGAUGCAUCGGAGCGGCGAAUGAAGCGCCGCACCCUUGCCAUGAUGGAGCAAGUGUUGAAGUGACAGCUGUCGAUUAUUGCGAAGAAAUAUGCAAUGGAGUUCUUAAUCUUUCCCAAGAUGCUUUUGCUUUGAUUGCUGAUCUUGAUGCCGGCAAAGUUCAAGUUGAAUACGACCAGGCUUGACUUGAAGCUUUUAUAGUUAAAGGGUUCUCCUCCCUGGUGGGAAGAAGAUGAUACUUCAAAUUUAUAAGCAGGAAAUUAUGAAAUAACAAGCUGCAUCUCUGGCAAAUAUUAUAUAUAUGUAUAAAUAUGUAAGCUUAAUGGAGCUGUAUCUGAA
Messenger RNA from Mangifera indica (mango), 570 nucleotides. Its product is annotated as EG45-like domain containing protein 2. Gene Ontology annotation, biological process: systemic acquired resistance. The coding region runs from base 24 to 416 and encodes 130 amino acids. NCBI's taxonomy places the organism in Eukaryota, Viridiplantae, Streptophyta, Magnoliopsida, Sapindales, Anacardiaceae. Gene Ontology annotation, cellular component: cell wall; apoplast. The transcript has 3 exons. The record is from RefSeq and is a predicted model, not a curated record.